This is a messenger RNA of Platichthys flesus (European flounder), 3241 nucleotides long. RefSeq names its product anaphase promoting complex subunit 7 (gene anapc7). Bases 92 to 1789 code for a protein of 565 amino acids. Lineage: Eukaryota; Metazoa; Chordata; Actinopteri; Pleuronectiformes; Pleuronectidae. The record is from RefSeq and is a predicted model, not a curated record. Gene Ontology annotation, biological process: cell division. Gene Ontology annotation, molecular function: protein binding. The transcript has 11 exons.
UACAACAGAAGCUAGUUAGCGUUAGCUGUUUACAAGUCCAAACUUUUGCCCCGAGACAGAAACCUAAAGCACGGCCUGAGUUCACCCGAAGAUGAAUGUAAUAGAUCAUGUGCGGGACAUGGCGGCCGCUGGCCUCCACUCCAAUGUCCGGAUACUGAGCAGUUUGUUGCUGACGAUGAGUAAUAACAAUCCGGAGGUGUUCUCUCCGGCCCAGAAGUAUCAGCUGUUGGUUUAUCACGCUGAUUCCAUCUUCCAUGAUAAGGAAUAUCGUAAUGCUGCCUGCAAAUACAGUAUGGCCCUGCAGCAGAAGAAGGUGCUCAGCAAAACCUCUAAAGUCCGCACUUCUACCGGUGGAGCAGCAGCUAACCUGCAGGCACAGAGUUUGCCGUCAGAAAUUGAGGUGAAGUACAAGAUAGCUGAAUGUUACACCAUCUUGAAACUGGACAAAGAUGCUAUUGCAGUGCUUGACGGAAUUCCAUCCAGACAGAGGACCCCAAAGAUCAACAUGAUGUUGGCUAACCUGUAUAGGAAAGCUGGCCAGGAGCGUUCUGCUGUGACAAGCUACAAAGAGGUUCUGAGACAAUGUCCACUCGCCCUGGAUGGAAUCAUAGGUCUUCUCUCUCUGUCGGUCAAAGGAGCUGAAGUUGCGUCCUUGACUAUGGAUGUGAUCCAGAGUAUCCCCAACCUGGACUGGCUCUCUGUUUGGAUUAAAGCUUAUGCCUUCAUACACUCAGGGGACAAUCAAAGAGCCAUCAACACCAUUUGCUCUCUGGAGAAGAAGUCUCUCCUGCGGGACAACGUGGACCUCCUGGUGAGCCUGGCAGAUGUCUACUUUAGGGCAGGGGACACCAAAAAUGCAAUCCUCAAAUUCGAACAAGCUCAGAUGCUGGACCCGUACCUCAUCAAAGGAAUGGAUGUUUAUGGCUACCUGAUGGCACGUGAGGGACACCUGGAGGAUGUCGAGGUGCUGGGAGGACGAUUAUUUAAUAUUUCAGACCAGCAUGCUGAACCGUGGGUGAUCUCUGGUUGUCACAGCUUUUACAGCAAGCGGUACUCCAGAGCCCUCUACCUGGGAGCCAAGGCCAUUCAGCUGAACAGCAACAGUGUCCAGGCUCUCCUCCUGAAGGGGGCAGCACUGAGAAACAUGGGCCGUGUUCAAGAAGCCAUCAUCCAUUUUAGAGAGGCCAUGCGUUUGGCACCAUGCCGACUGGACUGCUAUGAAGGCUUGAUUGACUGUUACUUGGCAUCCAAUGGGAUUCGAGAGGCGAUGGGAAUGGCUAAUAACAUCUAUAAGACUCUUGGUGCCAAUGCGCAGACUCUGACCAUCCUCGCCACAGUGUGCCUGGAAGAUCCUGUGACUCAGGAGAAAGCCAAAACCCUGCUCGACAAAGCACUGGCCCAGAGGCCCGACUACACCAAGGCUGUGGUCAAAAAGGCGGAACUGCUGAGUCGGGAACAAAAAUAUGAAGAGGGGAUCGCUCUCCUCCGGAAUGCCCUGGCCAAUCAGAGUGAUUGUGUCCUUCACAGAAUGCUGGGAGAUUUUCUUUUAGCCGUUAAUGAUUACCAAGAAGCCAUGGAUCAGUACAGCAUAGCACUAAGCCUGGAUCCCAAUGACCAGAAGUCUUUAGAAGGCAUGCAGAAGAUGGAGAAAGAGGAGAGUCCAGCAGACGCCACGGUGGAGCUGGACGGUGACGACAUGGAGGGCAGCGGAGAGGACGGAGACCUAGAGGGCAGUGACAGUGAAGCAGCCCAGUGGGCUGAUCAGGAACAGUGGUUUGGAAUGCAGUGACCCCGGAGCACUGAGGCAUGCUGGGUCAGUACCACCUUCUAACAUGCUGCAGCCUUUGGAGAGCCCUCAGCAAUCAGGGGCGUCAAACAGAACAGAGGGGUGGGGGUCGUACUGCUUUGCACUCCUCACACGACCACAGAGGGAUUAACACCAAGUGACUGAUGUUGCCAACUUUAGAGACGAUGAAACAUUGACUCAUGUCCAUGUUUGCAGUGCAGCUACAGGAAGCACUUAAGUGCUCUUUAUGGAAAUGUACCUUAUUGCAGAACUCCAGCCAUUUUUUAACCUGAUGUUGUUUUUCCAUCUUAACGACAGUUUUACUAGUGGAGUUGAUCAAGGCUUGUUUCAGGACAGUCCUACAGCACCAGCAGACACAGGGUAUAUCCACACUACUGCCUUUUCAUUUGAAAAUGCAUUACCUUUGCUAGAGAUACACCUGGUGUUAGCACUACUCCAGAACUUUAGAACUGUUAAAUCGGAUUUGGAAACGUUGCCGUGUAGAACACAACAUGGAUCAUCAGUUACAAGUGUUGCUGACCCUGUUGUCUCUACAAUGAUGCAGCUGUUUACAUGUUUAGGAGACGAGCUGAUGUUCCAGCAAUCUGCAAAUAACAACUACAUGCUUCCUGUGUACACUGGCACGAGCAAGACUUCCUGUUUACACUGGCAUGCACAUGCCCAGUGUCCCCAUGUGAUGAGCGUUUUCAGGCUUGUUGGCAUGGACGGGGUUAAAAACUGGUAUGGAGCCAAACGCUUGUGUUGAAAGAGUCGUUUUAGUUUGAAAAUACUGUUUUCUAACAAAAACAUAGUAGUAUGGAUGUAGUCUCAGCAUAGAACAAUAUGUGUCAUUAAAAAAACUGAUGCUACUCUUCUUCAACUUGUUUUUGUUUCAUCUUUGCUGCCUGGAAACAGUAUCACUGUUCAAGGUAAUGCAACUUAAGUAUCAGUGGUUAAAAAAAACAAAACCUGCCUUGGGUUCUUUUGAGCCUGGGAUCUGCAGAGGAUUCUGGGAAAUCACCAACCCUGAAGCAAGUGGUAGAAUCAAGUAAUGUGAUUAGGGCAAAAAUGGCUGGAGUUAUUCAUGAUGUUUAACAGGAGGAACUGUUGCAAGAUUUUUUAUUUGUGUGUUUCUUGAGCCUCACAGACUGACGUGUGCCACAUAUCUCUAUCAUAGUAAAGGUUGUGUGUCGGUACUAUGUCAACGUCAAACACGUGUGUGUUAAAGUGACAAUGUACCGUUCUCCUGCUGCCCUUUAUAAAUCGCAUCAUUUUUAUUCUGUCACAUUUAAGGUUGUGUAAUGUAAUAUCUGUACUUUGUGUUUUUUGUCUGCCUUUCUGUAUCAAAAGAACUCUGAUACUCAUUCUUAAGUUGCAAAGUGUAAACCAUUUCAAUUGAAUGUUUAUAGUAUUUUGUACAUAUUUUUAAAAUGUAUAAUAAAAUUAUUGAACUCA